AAAAGGUCGUGCCACUAAGUCUACGUACGUACUUUGUGCAGGACGAGCUGUCCAAUGUUCCACUUCCACUGGCAAACAACGGCAUGCUAGAAUGAGGAGGCCUAGCGACGGGGCAGAAGAUGCCUUGUACGACGUCAGGACGGGUGUCACUCCAUGAUCACAUCACAAGCCAAGCAAGCUGCAAGUUUGCCACCCCUCGGUUGCAGCAUUGUUCCCAACCUUAUUUCAAGCUCGGGCGGCGAAAGCAACGUGUGGGCGAUCUGGCGGACAGGGUAACUGGGAUUCAUCGGUUAAGCCUCAUCAAUUUGGCAAGAGUUUUUGAAAAGGGCGUGCGGGUUUCUCAACGUUUGAGAAGCAUGAGCCAAAACGAGGUGCCGCUGUUGGAAGAGGCCUCUCCGAGCUGCACAGUGCUGGCAGCUUCUUCUGGAAACGGAGCUGGCGUUGCCAUGCAGGGUCUGGUGGGAAGGGCUUCCGAGUUUGAGGGAGAAGAGGCAGUGGAGGCGGAUCGAAGCACCUCGGGCCAGAGCCCCCAACCCGGGCAGGGACAGGCGCCACUGUUCCGCUUCGGGGUCAUCACAGACGUGCAGCACGCCGACAUUCCCGACGGCGCCUCCUACGGCGGCACCCCGCGCUACUACCGCCACAGCUUACAAGUGCUGCGGCGAGCGGUCGACUCGUGGCUGCAGUCGGAGCCCCCGCCGGCAUUUGCGGUGCACUUUGGCGACAUUGUGGAUGGCUACUGCCCGCGCGAGCAGUCGGAGGUGGCCGUGCAGGCGGUGCUGGCCCAGUUCGAGCGCCUGCCCUGCCGCACCUUCCACAUGCUAGGAAACCAUUGUCUUUACAACCUGCCGCGCGCGCGCCUGAACCAGCUGCUCGACAUACCUGGGGAUGCAGACGGCUGCUCCUACUACUCCUUCCAGCCCCACCCCCGGUUCCGGUUCAUAGUCCUCGACGGCUAUGACGUCAGCAUGCUGGGGUGGCCCCCCGAGCACCCCAAGACGGCACUCGCCACGGCGAUCUUGGCCACGCACAACCCGAACGAAAACAAAAACAGCCCCGAAACGCUGGAAGGGCCCUCCAGGCGGUUCGUCAUGUUUGGCGGCGGCAUCAGCGACGCGCAGCUGGCGUGGCUUGAGGCGGAGCUGGACGGCGCGCAGGCGGCGGGCCAGCGGUGCAUCGUGUGCUGCCACCUGCCGCUGGAGCCGGCCAGCACCGCGCCCGCGUGCCUGCUCUGGAACUACGACCGCGUGCUGGCCGUGCUGCGCGCGCACAGCUGCGUCGUGGCCACGCUGGCGGGGCAUGCGCACCGAGGGGGAUAUGCGCGCGACGGGGCUGGCAUCCACCACCGGGUGCUGGAGGCCGCCCUGGAGUGCCCCCACGGCAGUGACGCAUACGGCUGCGUGGAUGUGUAUGCGGACCGGCUCGUCCUGCACGGGACAGGCCUCAUGGCCGACGCGGAGAUGGCCUUUUCAACAGCGCUGUCCCAACCUUUGAGCUCCUCCUUAUGACGGCCGGCCCAGUCUUGGUAGCGGCCUGACUCGAAUAAGCUCUCAGGAACUUGCGUUGCUCGCGUUGCCUGCCUCCGCGACAAGACUCGGGGGUCAAAUUUCUAUUCACGUGUUCACAUUACCAAAAGAUUCACAUUUCCAAGAUUUGGUGAGUUGGCGGCGAUUGAAGGUACAUUGGCAGAAAUUUUCUGCAUCAUGUGGACUCAACCGUCUGUCGCGACCUGAGCACUGUCCGACUUUUACAUGUACUCUC
Molecule: messenger RNA, 1761 nt
Organism: Klebsormidium nitens
Lineage: Eukaryota; Viridiplantae; Streptophyta; Klebsormidiophyceae; Klebsormidiales; Klebsormidiaceae
Source: the annotation of a GenBank genome assembly